UUCAAUCGUUACGUCGUCGUCUCAUCCAGUUGUCGUGUCGUUGCAUACGUUUCGCUUCCUGUAGAGGAACAGGAAACACACACACCGCGAGCCAAGAGCCCUAGCUAGAGCAAUGUCCGACGUCGGCGGCGCCAGCAUGGUCCGUCCAAACGCGCGGCGCGUGAGCGUUCCUGAGGAUGCGCUGGAGUUCGAGACGUCUCGGGAAGUACAGGUGGUUUCGAGCUUCGAUCAGAUGGGCAUCAAGGACGACCUACUCCGCGGCAUCUACAAUUAUGGUUUCGAGAAGCCCUCGGCGAUCCAGCAGAGGGCCGUGGUGCCCAUACUCAUUGGCCGAGACGUCAUCGCCCAGGCCCAGUCCGGUACGGGCAAGACCUCUAUGAUCGCUCUCGCUGUUUGCCAGAAGGUUGAUACUGCAACCAGAGAGGUCCAGGCCUUAAUCUUGUCACCAACAAGGGAAUUGGCGGCUCAGACAGAGAAGGUGAUAUUGGCAGUUGGUAAUUACAUAAAUAUUCAAGUACACGCAUGCAUUGGAGGCAAGAGCGUGGGUGAAGAUAUCAGAAAGCUAGAACAUGGAGUUCAUGUGGUGUCUGGAACUCCAGGCAGAGUCUGUGACAUGAUCAAGAGGAGGACACUUCGUACCAGACAUAUCAAAUUAUUAGUUCUUGAUGAAUCUGAUGAGAUGUUAAGCAGAGGUUUCAAGGAUCAGAUUUAUGAUCUGUACAGAUAUCUCCCACCAGAGCUUCAGGUUGUCUUAAUUUCUGCUACCCUUCCUCAUGAAAUUCUGGAGAUGACAAACAAGUUUAUGACAGAUCCUAUACGGAUACUUGUGAAACGUGAUGAAUUGACUCUGGAGGGCAUCAAGCAAUUUUUUGUUGCAGUUGAGAGGGAAGAGUGGAAGUUCGAUACUCUAUGUGAUCUUUAUGACACCCUUACAAUUACCCAAGCUGUUAUAUUCUGCAACACUAAGCGAAAGGUGGAUUGGCUAACUGAAAAGAUGCGAAGCAAUAACUUUACUGUUUCAUCAAUGCAUGGAGACAUGCCUCAAAAGGAGAGAGAUGCAAUUAUGGCUGAAUUCCGUUCUGGGCAAACCCGUGUCCUAAUAACGACAGAUGUUUGGGCUCGGGGGCUGGAUGUUCAGCAGGUUUCGCUGGUGAUCAAUUAUGACCUUCCAAACAAUCGUGAGCUUUACAUUCAUCGUAUUGGUCGUUCUGGUCGAUUUGGAAGAAAGGGUGUUGCGAUAAACUUUGUCAAAAGUGACGAUAUUAAAAUCCUAAGAGACAUAGAGCAAUAUUACAGUACUCAGAUUGAUGAAAUGCCGAUGAAUGUUGCUGAUCUGAUCUGAUAUAAGACCCGCCAGGCAUCUCGUAUCUUGGUGCAUAAGAGUUGUGGUUGACAUAAUUUUCUUUGUGAUGAUUUGUACACUAAGACAACAUUCUCUAGGUUGUUCUGUGGCAAGAUUACAUAGAAUUAGGAUUGCAUUCUCUCCGUUAAGAUUAUGUGAUUGAGAUUUUCUACACUAGUGCUUAGAUUGAACGGGUGAUUGUUUAUAUUUUUGGAUUUUUAAUUUGAGUAAUUUGCUGGCCCUUGUGCUGACUGGGGGGAUUUUUUUCCA
Juglans regia (Persian walnut) is the source of this 1612-nucleotide messenger RNA. Its product is annotated as eukaryotic initiation factor 4A-3. Lineage: Eukaryota; Viridiplantae; Streptophyta; Magnoliopsida; Fagales; Juglandaceae. Gene Ontology annotation, cellular component: nucleolus; catalytic step 2 spliceosome. The coding region runs from base 113 to 1342 and encodes 409 amino acids. The record is from RefSeq and is a predicted model, not a curated record. The transcript is spliced from 8 exons. Gene Ontology annotation, molecular function: RNA helicase activity; ATP binding; mRNA binding.